CUGAUUCUCUUGAUAAUCUAACUCCUUCCGGAUAUCUGCUGACAUCUUCUGCCUUGAGCACCGCCGAAAACCAACAAGGCUUAGACCACUGCAUAUUGUGGAAUACGCGCUGGAAUCUGGAUGCAUACGAUAAUCCUGGCUAAAAGGGUGAUCCUGCCCACCAAUUGUUCGAUUUUGAUUGUCUUUCGAGCCUUCACCUCGACUUUGCAGUCGUAAACUCUCGUUUUGACCAACAUGGCGAGGUUUCUCUAUGUCGCGAUGCUCUUCGGAGCAGCGGUUGCGAUGCCUUGGGAUGGCGCUUUUCCAACUCCAGGCCUCGAUGCAAUGGCUGACUAUCAGGGUUUCAGCCCUGCAACUACUCAGGGCGCGAUAGACCUUUUGGAUAUCUUUAAUGAAAAGAGAGGCGUGACAGACAUCUGUGGUUACGAGGAACACGUUAGAACGUCUCGAAGGUUCUGUUCAUCGCCGUAUAUCUGUGCCACGAAUACAGAUUUCUCCGCGUAUGCAUGCUGCAUUUCAACAAGAACUGCCCAAUGCAAGUUUAAAACUUCCUGCGUACCUCAUGAAAGCAUAUCAAUUUGUGGAUCGUCGUGCUCGAAUGAUGAUCGUCUUCGAAUUUGCACGGAGGCAACUGAGCCAUAUUGCGAAACUGCAUACUCGUACACAGGCUCCCACACGUUUACCGGCUUCGCAUGUCGAUCGACUUCGGAUGGCCUAACGGCUCAUGUCUAUCCGACAUAUUCUUCCCGCUCUGGAUCUCCAUCUAGCUCGGACAGCAGUGAAACCCUCACGAGCACAGUCAGCGGCAGUGUGACCGUCAUAACGAAAGAAGUGGCUCCGUCGGGCACUGGGACCACAGCCGAUGGUGCCGAGGACCCCGACAUCACAAGCUCCACACUCUCGACAAACAACGGAUUCGCUAGCGGAGCCAGUUCCUCUGUACCAUCACCCAAGAAAAAGGGUACAGCCAUCGGACCCAUUGUCGGUGGAGUCGUCGGCGGCAUUGCCGUACUGGGCGGCAUUAUCGGAGCCAUCGUCUUCUUCCUCCUUCGCAAAAAGAAGACCGAUGCGGCCGCACCCGUGGCCGCGGGUGCGGGUGCCGUGCCCCCGCAAGGCGGAUAUGCUGCAGCCGGAUAUGCUCCGCCCGGAUACGGUCCACCGCCCGGUACGCAACCCUACGUGGACCCGAAUCAACCCCCGUACAUGCAGCAGCAAUACAACCCGAAUAUGCAACCGGCUACGCCCUAUGGCGCUCCACCUCCGCCGUUCGCGGGUGCUGCCACCAGUUACUACGAUCCCAAAGGCAUGGCGCACACGGAAACGGACCAGAAGCCGGGGGGAACGUCGCAGCACAGUUCACCAGUUCCUCCUCCAGUAGGUCUGGCGCAGGGGGGAGCCUCGGCAGGAACGCCAACCCACCCGCCGGCUCAGCAACCGAUCUAUGAGGCGCCGUGAGACGGCCAUCUCCUUUGUACUAAACGGUUUCGUGCUUAAGGGGGCCAGGAGUCUUAGUGGAUAUAUAGACUGGUAAUACUACCACAAAGUAUUCAAAUAGUCCCCAUACCUAUACCCUCAUGAUCACGAUCUAGCGCAUCUAAUCAAUGGUAUCAUAAUAAAAUAAAAUAAAACUCCCCUAACUCCUUCCGCUCUCCACCCCGCCUACCAAAUGCCCCUUCUUCCCCAUCUCUUUUUCUCUCCGCGCCACCAGCGCAUCAAACCUGUGAAAGCUACACACCCCAUCCACAAACGUCCCCCCCACCCACUUCCACCACAACCCGC
This is a messenger RNA of Eremomyces bilateralis CBS 781.70, 1779 nucleotides long. RefSeq lists its product as uncharacterized. The record is from RefSeq and is a predicted model, not a curated record. The transcript has 3 exons. Lineage: Eukaryota; Fungi; Ascomycota; Dothideomycetes; Eremomycetales; Eremomycetaceae. Bases 235 to 1455 code for a protein of 406 amino acids.